AUGUGUUUGUUUCAGUUACAAAUUUGGGACACGGCAGGUCAGGAGCGUUUCCGCUCGAUCACACAAUCCUACUAUCGAUCAGCACAUGCCAUCGUGCUGGUCUAUGACGUGGCAUGUCAACCGAGCUUCGAUUGCUUACCCGAGUGGUUGGGCGAGAUCGAACAGUACGCGAACAGACGCGUGCUGAAAAUACUUGUCGGUAAUAAAGUGGACAAAGAGGACGAGCGUGAGAUUCCGGAGAGGAUUGGUAAGAAUUUUGGAGAUGCGAACGCGUUCGAUUAUUUCUUGGAGACAUCCGCGUUGGAUGCGACCAAUGUGGAUCGAUUAUUUCAUGAGGUUGCGAUGAGACUGACGAAUGACAUGAAGAGGUCCGAUGAAAGGUGCUCAAUUCCUCAUUCUAUGCUACAUUUCCAUACUUGUUCCGAAAUUUCUUUUACAUUGUUCGAAAAAUUCCAUCGAUUUGAUAGGAAAACUUUAAUGGCC
Messenger RNA from Anisakis simplex (herring worm), 483 nucleotides. The record is from the annotation of a GenBank genome assembly. Lineage: Eukaryota; Metazoa; Nematoda; Chromadorea; Rhabditida; Anisakidae.